Molecule: messenger RNA, 252 nt
Organism: Penicillium hordei
Lineage: Eukaryota; Fungi; Ascomycota; Eurotiomycetes; Eurotiales; Aspergillaceae
Exons: 2
Coding region: 1-252 (83 amino acids)
Source: RefSeq, a predicted model, not a curated record
AUGGUCGCGUUUCUGCAGAAAGAAGCAGUAGCAGCCGGAGACAAAUGUCAGGUGCCCAUUGCACUGGCCAGUUUUGAAGAAGCAGCACGCCAGCACAGUAACCCUUUAAAGAGCCUUUGUUUGAUGAAUGACUCAUGCGUUCCGAAUUUGGGAUGCUUGUCUUGUCCUCCGUGGCGCUCAGAUAGUCUGGACAAGGUGCACAAUGCAUCACAAGUGUUGCUUCAAGCAACAGGUUAUACCUCACCUUUGUAA